Bombus huntii is the source of this 1970-nucleotide messenger RNA. Its product is annotated as protein rolling stone-like. Lineage: Eukaryota; Metazoa; Arthropoda; Insecta; Hymenoptera; Apidae. Gene Ontology annotation, cellular component: membrane. Bases 78 to 1010 code for a protein of 310 amino acids. The transcript is spliced from 2 exons. The record is from RefSeq and is a predicted model, not a curated record.
GUUAUGUUACUUACCAGUUUUACGAGAACGAUAUUAUUUCACUUACCAGGCUUUUAACAAAAGCUUUCGCAUAAAAAAUGGUAUUAACACUAUUCAGCAGUUUGGUAGUCCCAAAACGAUUUCUUUUUUCACUUCUACAAUGUUCAUCAUGUCGUCGAACAAUGGUAAAUAAACUCUGGUGCCAAGAAGCAGCAAGGAAGUGGUUCUACAAAAAGGAUCAGUCACUACAUUCACGGCUCUUGUCCGAACCAAAAUGUCAGAAACAUGUAGCCACCUGGUACCUACUUUAUCGUUGGUUAAUCUUUAUGGUCUGGGCUUGUAUAGUCGUGUGUUCGAUUUUCGAAUUCGGUAGCUACAAACCUAUGGUAGUAUAUGAUAAGUGGCCAAUUUAUUUGACAAACUGGGAUUUAAUAUUGGGUGUCAGUCAAGCUUUGCUUGGCGGUUUUCUCGUAUUGAGAAGAUGGAAACUGCAAAAAGUAUCAGACUUUGAUCCUUCCGCGUUGAUGCUGGGAUUGAUAGACAGAGUUUAUUGGUUCCUUUAUGUCGUAACUACUAGUAUCGCGUUUGGAGUUACGAUUACCUAUUGGUGCAGCAUAUUCGAUCCCAGGAUUCACUAUUUGGACCCUUUAAACAUUAUGCUACACAUAUGUAACAGUAUUUUAAUGAUAAUUGAUUUUUGUAUUACAAGCAUUCCGUUUAGGUUAAGGAACUUCUGGUGGUGUUUAAUCAUAGUGUUUUUAUACACCAUGUUUUCACUAAUAUAUUAUUUUGCUGGAGGAGUAGACAAGAAUGGUUAUCAUUAUAUUUAUAAAAUCCUCGAUUGGAAAAAACCUGUUCAAGCUUCAUUGAUAUGCGUAGGCGAAGGUAUAUUCAUAACCAUAUUGCAUUCCUUAAUGUGUUUCCUAGAGAAAGUGAAGGAUCGAUUGUAUCUGAAGAUCGAUAAGAAAUUAGGAAGACCGUAUGCGGAAACACACAUGUCUAGUGUAGAGAAACAUGCCGACAUUGUCUGAAAAUUAGCGAUAAUAGGCAACAUUUUUUCACGAUUCUAAAAUGAAGUAUUAUGUAUUUGUAUUUUGUCUUAAUAUCUUUAGAAACUCUGUACCAUUCAAAACAAUAGUUUAAAGCAUUGAUAUACCUACCUUUAGACAAGUUAAUUUUCUAUUUUUAGCUAUUAAUAAUUACGACUAGCGCCUAUGUGGAGGAAGAGAGAACUUUCUUUCAUCCUCAUUCAAUGAAGUUUAUAUCACAUUGACAAUAAAUUGAUUAACAGAAUUGUGAUACAUAAAAACAUACGCAUGUGUACGUGCACGAUUAUCAUGUUUAUAAUCGCAACGUUACUAAACAGUAUUUUUCAAAUUAUUUCUUUAAUAAAUAUCGUAUAUUACAAAGAUUAAAAACUGUUACAAAAGCAAAAUUUGAAAUUAAUAGAAAAUCAAUUUAGGAAAUAAAGUCAAAUAUACUGCGGCCAAUAAUUUUGUUAGUUAAACUACUAGUUUUAGCACUAUGAAAAUAUAUUAUGUAUAUUUAAUAAAAUAAAAAUAAUGCAUUAAGGAUAUUUUUAAUACAUGCACUUAAUGCGUUUAUAGGAAUUAAAGUACAUAUCUAAUUUCGUGCAGCUUAUAUUUUGUCCAAUUAUUUUUUAAUUAUUGUAUUGUAUACCAAUUGUAUAAAAACAUUCCAAUUUUCUGCUUUUAUUGAUAUUUCGGUAUAUCUUGGUUUAUUAAAUGCUGAAAUUAUUGAAUUGUUAUACAAUUAGUAAAAAUCCUCAAUGUAUGAAGUGUACAACAUGUAAACUACUCACAUUUUACAAAAUGUGUAUUCAGUUCCUUAACACUAGUAAACAAAUCUUAUUAUACAUUGGCUUUUAUAUACACAAGGUUUUAGGAAUUUUAUAUACAAUAGAAGAACAAUGAAUAAACUUUUUGGAAAAAUAGCAAUAAUUUAUUAAUAAAAUAACGAUUUGAAGCAAU